Messenger RNA from Astyanax mexicanus (Mexican tetra), 2115 nucleotides. RefSeq names its product glycosyltransferase family 92 protein. The record is from RefSeq and is a predicted model, not a curated record. Bases 125 to 1552 code for a protein of 475 amino acids. NCBI's taxonomy places the organism in Eukaryota, Metazoa, Chordata, Actinopteri, Characiformes, Acestrorhamphidae. The transcript is spliced from 2 exons.
AGUACGUUUUUUUGUUUUUUGUAGUUUAGGCUGAACUGCUCGAGCAGUGAAUGAUCUGCUGUAUUGUUUAUUUCUCCUGUUUCCUGAAGGGGGCGGGAUUUGUGGAGUAUCAGCGCUGCAGUUGAUGAAACACCUCUCUCUGAUUUUAGAGCGGAAUAGAACAGCGCUGUAUCCAGAUGUUACAGGAGGAACAGCUGCAGAGGGGUUCCCAGUGAAGCAGAAGAUGAAAGGGAAACGUGUAAACCUGUUGGGUUUGCUUUCGUUUUUUGUGAUUCUUGGUUUUCUUCUGAUUGUAUAUUUGGGUGCUGACAUUUUAACAGGAACGCUGUAUUUUAAUUACCAUCACUUUGUAAAAAAACUACAGAAUUCCAUAACUCCCAUCGAACACUCUGAACAUUUCAUGAUAUCUGCGUUCCUUGACCACAGAGUUGAUAGGGCCAUUAGAGUUAUCAGCAUAAUCAGAAGAGACAGUCUACAGCCACUUUACUGUAUCUAUCAUCACUACUACAGCGACUACCAGGUUGUUACUGCUGAAGUGGAAAUACACAGUGAUCAUUUUGGAUUCCCGUUUGGAGCAGCGGAUGUGCUGUGUAGGGGGCCAAGCACUCAGAAUGCAAGCCAUGUAGCUGUUUCAACUAAUACAUCCAUCAGUUACAGCAUGGACUUUCUGCCAGUACGGAACAGAGUGCCGACGGAAACAUUUCAGUACAACUUCACAAUCUGUAUCUCCAGUCUGUUUAGAAAUUACAACAAUGCUCUGCAGUUUGCCCAAACCAUGGAGAUGUACAAGCUUGUUGGGGUGCAGCAUGUAGUGAUCUAUAACACCAGCUGCGGACCUGACCUGGAGAAACUCCUACAACACUACCAGAGGGAGGGAAUUCUGGAGAUUGUUUCAUGGCCUGUUGAUCAGUUUCUUACCCCAUCUGCAGGAUGGAACUCACAAAAGCACCCAGGAGAUCUCCACUACUACGGCCAGUUGGUAACACUCAAUGAGUGUGUUUAUCGACACAUGUAUCAGUCUAGAUAUGUUCUGUUGAAUGACAUUGAUGAGAUCAUCAUGCCUUAUAAGCAUGCUAACCUUCCAUUAAUGAUGCAGGGUCUGCAACAGAAGCAGAAGAACGUGGGCGUGUUUCUUAUAGAAAACCACAUUUUUCCCAAGACACAGUUUGAGGAGAGCCAUAAGUACAGAAGGCCAGAAUGGAGAAAUAUUCCUGGUGUUAAUAUUAUGGAACAUAUUUACAGAGAACCACAAAGACCACAUAUUAUCAACCCCACAAAGUUGAUUGUUAACCCCAGGUAUGUGCUGCAAACAUCAGUGCAUUCCACUCUCAAAAGCCUGGGAGAAGUUUACAGGGUUCCUUUCAAUGUGUGCCACAUCAUUCAUGUGCGAGUAGCUCUACAAGGACGUCUUUCCAAAGAGCAACUGCUUGUAGACUCCAGGGUGUGGGACUUUGAGGAUCAACUGGUACCAAAUGUUGAUAGAGCCCUGCAGUCAGCAGGUUUCAAUUUAUAUGACCAUUCAAGUUUUACACAAGCAACUGUACUGGAAUAGUAAAUUAAAGUAAAUAAAUCUUCAUGUGUGGUUGUGUAUCUUCGCACAGUUAUCUGGCAACAGUUGUAUGAAAUUAGUGAAAUGCUGACAUUCUCAGGUGAGCAUGGCUUGGAAAGGAUGACAUAAUUCCACACAGUUGUUUGACACAUUAAGAUGUAAAGUAAUAUUUAAAAUGGUCUUUUUUAUUUUGAGUUGAUAAUGCCUUUUUUUUAUAUAUAUACGCUACCAGUCAACAGUUUUAGAACAGCUCUAUUGUUUAGUAGUUCAGUUCAGGAGUUUAAAUGUACACGUUGUAUUGUUAGAAUUUCCCCAAAUUCUCUCCUUAUGUUUGCCUAUAUAAUAUGAAGUGGCUAGGUUGGGAUGGCUCUUUUAAAUCUCUAAAUUGCUCUAUAUAUGUCUCCAUGUUUAUAAACAACAAUUGUGGAUUAGAAUAUGUUGCUAGAAGUCAGUAUGAAAGCUUUUAUAUGCAUGUUUGUGCACUGCUAAUGCUAUGCCACAUGGUAUGUGCUAGCUAAUUAUGCCCUGUUUUUAUAUGCUUUCAUACUAACUAAAAAGAGAAUAAA